AUGCCUUUAAGAGAGUUCAAGAUUGUUGUUUUAGGUUCCGGAGGUGUCGGUAAAUCUGCCCUCACUGUACAAUUUGUCCAAGGUAUUUUCGUAGAGAAGUACGAUCCAACUAUUGAAGAUUCAUAUAGAAAGCAAGUCGAAGUCGAUGGUAACCAAUGUAUGCUCGAAAUUCUGGAUACUGCUGGUACUGAACAAUUCACUGCUAUGAGAGAUCUUUAUAUGAAGAACGGUCAAGGUUUCGUGCUCGUCUACAGUAUCAUUUCAAAUUCAACAUUCAACGAACUUCCAGAUUUGCGUGAACAAAUUUUGCGUGUAAAGGAUUGUGACGACGUCCCAAUGGUUUUGGUUGGUAACAAGUGCGAUCUCAACGACCAACGUGUCAUCUCUAAUGAGCAAGGUGAGGAGUUGUCAAGAAAGUUUGGUGGAUGUGUAUUUUUGGAGGCAUCAGCCAAGAACAAGAUCAACGUCGAACAAAUUUUCUAUGAUUUAAUCCGUCAAAUCAAUCGUAAAAACCCAGUCGGUCCAUCAUCUAAACCAAAAUCCAAAUGUGUCUUAUUUUACAUUGGAGCAGUACUGUAUUAUUGUGGUCUCAUUACAAUUGUGACCAUCGAUUAUUAUUGUGAAUCUUGGUUGAUCGAGCCAAAUGAUUUAAAUAUUAUAAUAAUAAGUAGAUAUGAAUUCCUCUACUUUGUGAAAUUUUAA
Molecule: messenger RNA, 702 nt
Organism: Heterostelium album PN500
Lineage: Eukaryota; Evosea; Eumycetozoa; Acytosteliales; Acytosteliaceae
Gene: rapA
Product: Ras-related Rap1 family protein
Exons: 3
Coding region: 1-702 (233 amino acids)
Biological process (GO): Rap protein signal transduction
Cellular component (GO): plasma membrane
Molecular function (GO): GTP binding; GTPase activity; GDP binding
Source: RefSeq, a predicted model, not a curated record